Molecule: messenger RNA, 3488 nt
Organism: Archocentrus centrarchus (flier cichlid)
Lineage: Eukaryota; Metazoa; Chordata; Actinopteri; Cichliformes; Cichlidae
Product: germ cell-specific gene 1-like protein
Exons: 6
Coding region: 1243-2607 (454 amino acids)
Cellular component (GO): plasma membrane
Source: RefSeq, a predicted model, not a curated record
UGACCUCGCUCUGUGACCUUGUGCUGUGACCUCGCGUGGUCACACACUUUCUGCCCCCGUGCUUCCUAAAUACAUCCACAGAUUAACAGAUGUGGUUUGACACAUUUGUCCAUAUACUGUAUGAUGUGUUGCAAUACACAAUCAAUACAAUAUGACGCAUGUGAUGGAAUGCAGUGUGUAAUACAAUACAAUCUAAUAGAACAGGAAUGAUUAAACUGCAGUUUAACAAUGUUGUGCCUGACCCACAUUUUGAAACCAUACAAGAAACUAAAAUAGGACUGGAGUCCAUGUUAACUUGUGUUAAAUAUAAACAGCUCAUAACUGUGGCACCUGGCAGCAUUAAGUGCAGCAUAAAUCACUUGAACAUAGACAUGACUCAAUCUGUCCUAAUCCAGAUCUUUGCCUCCAUCUUCUGUUUUUUCCCCUCUCAGGUGGUCAUCCAGACAAUGACAGCAUGAGUGUCACUAAGCAUUAAACUCAUCCACCUAACCCCACUGGAUUACCACAGAUUACCAGGCCCGAGGUAGGCCUGAGAAGCUGGACUAAUCACUCCUUCGCGAGUUCAAUCCCUCCCAGUGAGGUGGAGGAGCAGGUUGAGGAACGGGAUGUGCCCUGAGCGUGGAACCGAUUAGUUGCAAAAUCCGCAGAAUAAGAUUUAGAUGUUUAUCUUUAUCUGAGAGGAGAGAAGGGAGAAGAUAUUAAUAUGAGACGUGAGCGGUGACUGCAGGACAGACAUGGGCUAAAUGUGUGGCCAAAGUCUCCAAAAGAAACAAAGGCCCCAAAUUUAAACCUGGCUGCUUUGCUUCUCUUCAUCAUGCUCAUUUUCUUUGACUGAUGCUGCAGCAGGAGGCGGGUUAGAGCUCCUCCUGCAUCCUCUGGCCUGCACAUCUGUCUCUUGUUUCCUUCUCGCUGAAAAGAUUAAAUCCCAUCGCUUCAUAUUUCUCAUUGUCCUCUGACCUCCGCUUGGCGCUAACUGUUCUCCUUCCUCAGGCCCGCCCUACUUCCAUCUCUCCAACAGACUACUUUUUAUCUUCCCCUCUGACCUUCGUUCUGCUUCUCAAACACCACUAAUCCCCGCUCCUCACUUCUCUCUCUUUCCUCCCACGUCAUCUUCAACCUUCAUUUUAUUUUCACUCAUUUUUAGUUCCCCGGUCUUCUGAUCCAGGCAGGUCACCACAACCUUUUUGACUCACACUUGCCAUUUCCUUUCCCAUUUGGCUCCUUGUGAGUUGAGACGCAGCCAUGCUGGAGAAAAUGUCCAGGCGUAACCGCUCCCUGCUGUCGCUUUUCCUCACCUCGCUGGCCCUCACGCUGUCCGUCUGGGCUUUCUGCACCUCCUACUGGUGCGAAGGGACGCACAAGGUGGUGAAACCGGUGUGCCUGUCGCCGGUCAAGAUGAAAAACUGUGGGCAGAACAACAGCCAGCCAUACACCACAGAGGGCCCCACCCCAGACCUGAGGAACCCAGCCUCCAAUGUCACGCUCUCUCCUCAGCAGAAGGAGGAGCUGGCCAGGAUGAGGAAAAAGCAGCUGGCUAACGCUGUCCACUACAUCUGGGAGACGGGCGAGGACAAGUACAUGCUGAGAUACUUCCACACCGGCUUCUGGCUCUCCUGUGAGAAGCACAAUGAAGGUGCAGAUCAGGAAGAAAAGUGUCGGAGCUUCAUUGAGCUGACACCAGGAGAGACACAAGGUGUGCUCUGGCUGUCCGUCAUCAGUGAGUUCAUGUACAUCGGUCUUCUGGCUAUGGGUUUCCUCCUGAUGUGUGUGGAAGCUUUGUGUCUCUGUGCCAAGAGGGAGAUGAAUGCCCUCAAGAUCAACGCCUUUGCGGCCAUGUGCACCGUCCUCUCGGGCAUGAUGGGGAUGGUAGCUCACAUGAUGUACACCACAGUGUUUCAGUUGACUGUGAGCAUUGGACCUAAAGACUGGAGGCCACAGAGCUGGGACUAUGGAUGGUCUUUUGCCUUGGCUUGGCUUUCAUUCAGCUGCUGCAUGGCAGCUGCUGUGGCCACACUGAACUCCUACACAAAGACCAUUAUAGAGAUGAAGCACCGGGCUCGGGUGAGGCUGGAGGAGGCCCGAAAUACCACCAGUGCCCCCUCCUAUGAGGAGGUUGUUCGAGCUGGGCCAGGAGGGAUUUACUCCGUCAGUCAGCUGAUGCAGCUUGGCCAACAGGGGGUUCUGAUGGACCCACUGUGGCCCAGAGGAGUGGGACCAGCUGUUGGACCUCUGGCAUGUGGUGCUGGGGGAGCGCUACUUGUUGGAGGAGGAGGAAUUGGAGUUGGAGGCAUGGGAAAUCUUGGUGUUGGGAUGGGAAUGGGGGAAGAUGGAGUGGGAGGAAUUGCAUCCUUGUCAGGCAUUGGAGGAAUGGCUACAAUGGCAGGAGUAGGAGGAAAUUGUGUUGGAAUGGGAGGUGGAGCAGGAGGAGGAGUUGGAGGACCAGUGGGAGCAAUGGGAGCAGGUGGAGUGGGAGGGGGGAAGCUGGUAGAUCCUCGUGGAGUGGUGGUGGUGGAGGGGUGCGGCACCGAAGGAUGUGAAGACUGUGAACGUGAGAUGGACGAGAUAAAUUAUGCUCUGCAGGAGGAGCGAGAGGACUCGCUCUGCUAAGACUGUGAAAAACUUUUCAAAUUUCAAUUUCUAGAUCAGCAAAGAGCAGAAAGACACCAGAGUGCUACUGUCAGGGAUAAAGUUACCACCACAACAUUUACAUCCCAUUGCAGUAAUGUUUCUGAGCUUCCACCUGUGUCCUGGGACUGCAGAUUUAUCUACAGCAGAAGAACCAAAACAAUUGGCUUAAAGAGGCUCAAAGCUACACAGAUCUGCAGAGUUGGGAGCUAAUUCUCACUGUAUGUUCACUAGUUACACAUUUUUGCAAAAAGCUCUAAAGAUUUAUUUAAGUAAUUCUUUACAAUAUGCUUCAUAAUUAUGUUUUUUUUGUUUUUUUUUUAAUAUAUGAUAUAGCCAGCAUUUGGUCCUGCAGAGAUCAAACCUUGUACAAGGAUAGGGUGCAUAGAUUUAUGCCAUAUUAUUAUUAUAUUAGCAAAAGAAUGUUUGCUUCUUUCAUAAUGUAAUUUUAUAAGGGGUUUAAAUCAGGAUAUUAUGAUGUGAGAUUUGUUCAUUUGGCACGUCUACAUGUCUUACAUGGAAUUGCUUUCUGUUUUUCCCGGCUGGAUGUACACAUAACUAAGUAAAACAAAGAACACACACAGUUUGGUUCUUUAAAGCUACACAAAGACAUUUAUCUUGUUUUUAAGGAUUUUUCUUGCUCAAGCAAAUCCAGCCUUACACUUCUUCAGGGAUUUCAUGUAAUUUAAUGACUCACUGGAUGUUAGAGAUGAUGUGAAUGUAUUCAAAAGGACAAUAACGUGACAAUUAUAUUAUUGAAAUUAGCAAUCACACAUACUGUAUCUAUAGUUUUGUUUUUACUCUGCAUGAACGUAUAAAAUUCUCCCUGCAUUAAGGUGAUAAAUAAACAUGAACCACAGUUA